UUCUGUUUGCACUCUUACUGGUUCGGCAUCGCAUUUCUUAGGUGCUCCAAACGCUACGAAUAAGGCAUCCUCCUAGCUUUUCAUAAGGGUGAAACCUAGGGUUUUGCUUUCUCUUCAUUGAAACUCUAGUUUUUGGGGCACUACUUUUGAUCUUUAUGUUAUGGGAAACUGUAAAUUUGUGCUCGUUAGGGCCGUGCCUUACUUUUCAGCUUCAUGUUACUGAGAUGCCCUAAAUUUCGUUCUUGUGUGUGGAAAUUCUAGAUAUCCAAGAGGUUGGUUGUCAUGGAUUCUGGUUUGGUAUCAUACUCUCCGGAUCCUGUUGAACCCAAGCCAUCGUUUCGCAAACCUUCGAAUGAUGCUUUCCAAAGGAAGUAUCGGAAGCGCUCACCUACAUCUGGUUCAGCUUCACCUCUAUCAAGUGGCAGUCCUCAGCACAGCCACAGUUACAGUCCAAAUAUAUCAAUGGAAGAGGCUGGAAAAGUAACUAAUGAUCAGAGGACAAGGAUGGAUGAAGAAAGAGAGGUGGAGAGGGAUUCAAGCCAUCAUCGAUCUGGCAAAGGUAGUGAUUCAUAUGGCAAAGGUAGUGAUGUAUAUGGAGAUAAUGAUAGGCAUUCUCGUGGGAUUACCCAAGGCUAUCGCAGGCAUGAUGAUUCCAGUAAACACCAGUCACAGCACAGACGUGAGGUUGAAGAAAGAAGUUCGCAAAGGUAUUCCUCUCGAAUCACUCGAGACUUAGAAGGUAGCAGCCAUGCUGAAUAUGAGAAACGUGACAGGGAUUCCGAUAACUUCAGAGACAAUAGAAGAAAUCCUGAUAAACCUCCUCGUGAUAGAAAAAUAGAUGAUGAAGGUCGAAGAAAGGAAAGAGAUUCUGCAACACAAGGGCGUUAUAGGGAUAUAGACAAGCCAGCAAACACAAACAUGGAGAGAGAGAAAAUGGGGGAAAGAGAGCGAUAUAGGGAUAGGGGGGAAGGUCGAGAUGAUUACAGAGAUUAUCGCAAGAGUUUGGGGGAUACCAGGAGAGAUAGAGUAUCCUCCUAUGAAGGGUCUAGGGGAUAUGCGAGAGAUUCAGCUUCUGGCCGGGACAGUGGUAGCAGACACUCAAGAGAAAUUCAUAGGAGCAGUAAUAGAGAAUCUGAAAGACACAUAGAAGACAAGGUUCAAAGAAGAAGGGGGGAUGAUGAAAGCGAUCGGUAUAAGAAUAAAGACUCAUACAAUAGAGAAUCAGAUGACCAUAGUCGAGGCUAUUCUAGAAGUUCUUCUGAUUAUAGAGACAGAAGUUUCAGAAAUGGGAGAAGUGAAGAUAAAAAUGUGCAUGCCGUUGAUGAUGAAGCCUCUGUUGGGAAGAAGUGCAAGUUGUUUGAUGCUGACAAGUCUUCAGGGGAUGCAACCGACAGGCAUCUGCCUUCAAAAUCCUCCACAUGUGUUGCUGAUGACAAGUCAUCUUUGAGUUUGAAGCAAUUACAAGAACCUGUUCCUAAAGAGACUCUUGAACCUGUUCAAUCUUCUGCAAAUGAGGCCAAAAUUGCACAGGAUCUGAAUGCUGCAAAGGUGGCUGCGAUGAAAGCUGCUGGGAUAGUUAAUAGGAACCUAGUAGGUGGUAGUUAUCUGUCCACUGAUGAAAAGAAGAAGCUUCUGUGGGGGAACAAAAAGACCUCUGCUGCAGAGGAGUCUGGCACCCGUUGGGAUACUGCAAUGUUCUCAGACCGGGAGAGACAAGAGAAGUUCAAUAAACUCAUGAGUCUGAGUGUGCCUUCGUACAUUGUAGGGUGUGAAAGGGGAUGUGAAGCCACCAGCAGAGGGAACGAGGGGGGACGAAGAGAGGCAGCGGGAGGUGCAGCUCGACCUCGAGAAACAAUACACUGCAGGCCUCAGGCGCCGAGAUGGUCGCACUGUAGGCCUUGGCCUGUGAACCCAACUCGAAACUUGUCUCUUCAUUGUGACUAUUAUGUUAUGCUAGCUACACCUGUUGUUACUGUGAAGACUAUAUCAUGUAUUAUCUUGGCUUUCAUGGAUGUAUGUCUCUCUCUUCUUUGGAUGGAUGUCUAUCUCUCUAUCCUCUCGCGUGGAGAUUGUAUUAUAUGCCUGCUGCUCUCUAUCUCGCUCUCUCCAUGGAUGGGUGCCUUCUCUCAUUUUCUCUCUCAUGGAUGAAUGGUUCAUUUUCUU
Molecule: messenger RNA, 2163 nt
Organism: Amborella trichopoda
Lineage: Eukaryota; Viridiplantae; Streptophyta; Magnoliopsida; Amborellales; Amborellaceae
Product: pre-mRNA-splicing factor
Source: RefSeq, a predicted model, not a curated record